AGUGUACAAUCUUUGUUCAUUUUUCGUGAUCCACGCUUUUGAUGUUAUGUUUGCACGGUAUCUCACGAGAGUAUUUAAAACAUAAUCAAAAAAUUAAUUAUUUGUGGAUAUAUUGUUGAUAAUAUCGAUGUAAUAUGAUGGAUGUGGAUCUGCUUAGACCAGGCACUGUGCCGAUCUCACCGGACACGAUAUUGUGGUUUGAAUUUUUACUGAAUCCCUCGUUGCUGCAGAAGCAUUUGUCAAAACCUUUCCCAGACCCAUCACCUACAGACCUAAUAAUAAAAUUCACGACAAUUAAUUCCGAUCAAAAAGAGACUGAGCCUAAAGCAACUGAUGUAGAGGUGAAUGAUGUAAAGUCCAAUGGUGCAAGCAAGUGGUCUCAUAGAAAUUUAGCAUUAAAGAUACUAUCUCUGAAAGUAGCAGCUUACCUUAAAUGGGAUUUGGACAUAUUAGAAAAGAAACUACCUCUGCCGAUACAGUUUACGUUAUUGCAAGAUUUAUUUUAUAUCACUGGGGAUGUUAUGGUAGAGAUUCCUGGUGCAAUGCCAGAAUUCUUUAUGGAAACUGCUUCUGAUCAACUCCUGUUUGCGUUGGUUUUAUAUCAUAGAUGGUGCAUAAGAGCAAUUAUUUGUAAGGCUCUUGGCAAUAAACAACCAAAACAACAGCUGCUUCACAUCCCAAGCACUCAGGAAUCAACGUUUUUACCUCCUAAUGUAUUAGAGGAGAUUUUUAAAAAGUUUGAACAAAUAGUGCCAAACAGUGUAAGUGCUCUAAACAAUAUUUUACAAAUGCUCGAUAUAAAGCCAAAGGUUCUGUCUUUUGAUACUUUUCAAAUGCUGACUGAGGACAGUACAGAGAUUAAGCAAAAUUGGGAAAAUAUGUGCUUAGUGAAUAUAGAUGAGUUUAAAUGCCAGAUACAUUAUGACCUCGCGAUGUUUCAUUUAUUAAGGCAGGAGUAUCAAGAGGCCAAACGCCAUAUUGAGCAAGCAAAGGAGUUAUACAGUAAUUUUAAUCCAACAGAAGAGCUAUCAUAUUGUAAAGUGCAAAAGGAAUUCUUAGAUGGCUGUUGUUUGGCAUGUGAGGUGCCAUUAGAAGAAGUCACGCUUAGUCUUACACAACGUUUACACGCCUCUAUCAGGGAUCAAUACACUGAUAUAUUGCAGAUUUUGCAAGCAGAUAAUGUUUUCAGGGAGAUACCACAGGUUUAUAGAGAUAAUUUGGAGUUGGAUGUAAAAGGUGGAUUAGUUAAUAGGAAAAUCGUGGUCGCCCGAGAUCUUCUGCUGCAGAUAGAGUGCUUGAAUCUAGUUAGAAAGAUUCUUGAUGACAAAGUAAUUCUGGGUGAUUAUGUGGCUGAAAUUAAAACAGCUGGUACAAAGGGUCUGGAUGUCUUUUUUGGGGCUUUAGAUAAUGUCCUGGAAAAAGCAACAGCUGUAGAUAAAAAACGAAUUUCACGUUACCUUCUUUAUCUUGUAAAUACUGCUACUAUAGAUGGGCUUGCUUCAAGGAUAUGUAACAAUCCUUCCUAUGUGUCAUUAUUUGACGAGACAGACAUCAUUGUCUUUCAACAAGCAAUUAUUGCUGAUAAGAUAGAAAUACCAGAGUUGUUGCUACAUAAUGACUGGGGUAUUCCUUCUGUACCAUAUAUACAAAACGCGAGAAUCGAACUGUUUGAACUGGAACAAAAGUUGAUAGAGUCAUAUGAUUCUCAUAUAAUCCGUGAAACAUUGAUUCAGCUGGACGGGAAACAUCGAAUGAAACCAUUGUAUCAUGUAAAUGGUUGCUGGGAGUUACCCAUUCCAUUGCAGAGUGUAGUAAUGUCACUUCCCAGGGGCUUUAUCCAAGAUUAUUCGUAUGUUUUACUCGCGAAAAGUCGAGAAUUGGUGACUUCAAAAAAUUUUGAUGGUGCCAUUGAACUUCUCAUGAUAUUAGAUAAAGAGCUACAGGAACAUGUAAAGAGCGGAGGCUCAUUGAUUUUUAAGUUGUGUAAAUUAGUGAGCUGGGAAUGCCUACUUGUCGAGAUAUGGAAGUGUUUCCAUACUUGGCCGGUGACGACCGUUUGUGAUAUACAAAGUAUGAUUGUACGGAGUAAACAAUGUCUUGGUGCGUUACAAGCAUCUGAUCAGCUAAUUCCGCGACAAGAAGUAAUAGAAUAUUGUACAGUCUUUCUUUUAAAUAUGGCUGAAUGGGAUUAUCUUACUAGUUUAGAGAAACGUUGGAGUUACACUGAAUUUGCAGCUGCUAUCAGCAGUGUUUGCCAAGAAGUUGUCAAGUACAAAGGAACUCGCAAGUUUUCGCGGGACGCAUGGGAUAUGAUUUUAGCGGCAUUUGGUCCCACUAGGGAUCAGUCGCAAAAACGCAGUAGUAGCAGUAACAGCGGAAACUCUAGUACAUCAAGAGAUGUUGCUACUAGCAUUGUCCUUACGCUUACUCGAUUACGAGAACCAAUGGUUCUCACUGUGAUGAUAUCGUUACUGGCUCGUUUGCGCAAUGUCUUACGCGAUGAAUCUAGUCUGGAAUUGCAUACGCAGUAUCUAUCUCUUUGGCCUGCUGGAGUACCAAAUGCAAAUUCAUAUAACAUCAGACAUAUUGGAGAACUGUUAUUUCAAUUAUUGUCACAAGCUCUAAAAUAUUAUCCUACUAAUGUGCCUUGGUUGAGGCUAAUGGGCGAUCUUAAUUUUGUUCUAAUAUACUACGAAAGUGCAAUGAAAUAUUAUUUGAUGGCAAUCAUGAUAGUCACUGAUUUGUUUAGAGAACCAAUACCACGUGACCAAAUAGAUGAUCUUGUUAUUAGAAGGAUGAUCAAGUGUUGCGCUCACUUACAGUGCUACACUCAGGCGACUGUAUUGUGCCAAUUUUUGGAGGAAGUAGAUUAUUCUCUGGCGUUCAAAAUGGCAGCUAGUGAUCAAAAGAGUUGUGCUCCGGCUGAUGCUAUGGAUGCAUAUUAUUAUUGUAUUUGGGACACAACGAUACUCGAGUAUCUUAUACACUUGCAUACAAAACGUGGAGAACAUCACAGAAAACAACUUGCGAUUAAAGUCAUCGGUAUGCUGGAAUUAAACUCGAACAACAACGAUGAGAUUUUAACAGAAGCGAUUAAAGUUCGUAGAGCCAAAUUCUUAGGGGCAUUAGCGAAACAGUACAUUUAUUAAAAGAAUUUUUAUAGGAUUUUUUAUAAAUAUAACAAAUAUUUAUAGAUAAAACCGAAUAUGUAUGUGCGCGCGCGCGCGUGUGUGUGUAUGUAUAUAUAAGUACGCUGUAAUACGUAUAUUCGUAUGUGUUGCAUAUUUUUUGCGUGUAAAUGUAUGCUAUAAAAUAAAUGCUGUAAAAUAAAUAUAUUGGAUCGUG
Messenger RNA from Monomorium pharaonis (pharaoh ant), 3345 nucleotides. It is a transcript of the gene IntS8, whose product is annotated as integrator complex subunit 8. The coding region runs from base 135 to 3149 and encodes 1004 amino acids. The transcript has 12 exons. The record is from RefSeq and is a predicted model, not a curated record. Gene Ontology annotation, cellular component: integrator complex. Gene Ontology annotation, molecular function: protein binding. Lineage: Eukaryota; Metazoa; Arthropoda; Insecta; Hymenoptera; Formicidae. Gene Ontology annotation, biological process: snRNA 3'-end processing.